AUGACACUGGCCUUCAUUUUCCAACAGCACGCUGAGAUUGAGACUUCAGUACACGAGCAACUGGCCCAGGAGAAUACGGUCUUGCUAGCGAGGGGUACUAAAGACUCGAAUCGUUUACACAAGAGCUGGACCAAGAGCAGGUUUUGUCGAGAUGUCACCAAAGCAUUGUCUGGAGAGCAGAUAGGAGCAAGCGAAGACAGGCCGCCAAGUUCAGACGAAGACAGUGAGGUGGACACUGAAGAUGCCACGCUUCUCCAGAUGACACCAAAAGCUCAGUCUCAGCAUUCGAUUAUGCGCCCACCUCCAUUACCGGACCUUCAUUCUCCGCGUCUGCAGCAAUCUGCAGGCUCUUCUACCCUUACCCCCCUGCCUACAGACUGCUGGAGGUUGAUCGAGAUAUACUGCACGUAUACACAAUGCUGGUUGCCCAUCGCAGACAAGCUUGAGAUCCUCAAACUCUCGUAUUCUUAUGCGGAACAAGGUUUGGCUCUGUCAAGCGAUAUGUCCAACUCGGGAAGUUACGCAGAGAUGUGGAGUGUAUUUGCAGUCGGCUCUACGCAUGAUGACGCGAGUCUCGCAGGAGAAAGCUAUCAUCCAUGGCCGUCCGGAAGACUUUACGACAUCGCGAGGCAACUUAUCCCCAACGAGCUAGGCAAAUUCGAACUAGGUCAUGUCAAGGCCCUUCUCAACCUAGCAUUGUUCAACAUUCAUGGGAAAUUAUUCGAUGCUGCUUGGCAUCUUGUCGGCGGUGCUUUACGACUAGCCCUCAUGCUUGCAGAAUCGCCAGAUGCUGUUACACUUCGGCUCAAGCAUGUUAUCUCGAGUUGCUUUGUGCUCGACAGUCUUUUGGCCUUACAUCUCAAACGGCGCCCGUACCUCGACAGGGCCGAUAUUUCGUGGAUGGGCAAGAUAGAGGAAGAUGGCAUGGAAGAAUGGCAGCCAUGGGGUGGCCAUCUCAAUCUUGGUCCAUCACGUCUGUCAAACUCUCCGACACUCGCUUUGAGCACAUUCAACGCUCUCAUGGAACUGGUUGACAUUCUCCGAUGUACGUCUAUGGAGCGGACAGCGCCAAACUUUCUACAUGAGAUGAUUGGCCGACUUGAGAUGUGGAAGUCAGCGUUACCACCAAAACUCGAUUACAUUCGGAAAGAUCCACCUUCUACACCACCGACCCCACCUGCAUUGCUUCUCCGAUUCACUUAUCUCGUCACUGCGUUUACUCUGGUUCCAUCUCAGGCAUGGCUUCAGCAGAUUUUGGACAUGUUAAACAUCCUAAAACAGCAGCUUGGGGUCACAAGAAUGCCAGCAGUCAUCACCUGCUUAUUACAAAGUAUCAAGAGAAGCACUAAUAGUCUGAAUCUGGAUCAACAGACACAUAAUCGAAUUCACGAGUUAUUUGCCGCUCUUGGCCAUUCAUCACAAGAGACUUCCGAGAGAGCAUCAUCGGGUUUGCGAUCGGUAUCGGUCACUUUAAGAGACGCGUCUUCGGAAGAUUCUGGAAUCGUUCAGACCUCCCCGCAGUCUCUCGUCUCACAACAUAGCGGUCCGUUCACCGAUCGGUACCAGCAACCGCCCAACCAGUCUACUAUGGUCCAUCCAGAUAUGAACGUUAGCCAUGCAGGUCACAGUCUGCAACCAUUCGAACCCAAUCUAUUCGAUUUCGGAAUGACCGGCCCGAUCUUCGACCCCCAUGAUCCUUAUAAUGCUUUAGUCUCGGGUGAUUUGGGAAGUUUCCUCGACGACUUCGCUUCAAAGCAUGGUGCCAAGAAAUUACAAAACCAACCGCAGUUUAUGGAGAACCUCGGAUUUUCAUCGGAAGUAAGCAUGGCCGAUCUAUUGGCGGCUGAUACCGGCCGUUUCAUGCCUACUGCAUCGAACCUAGGCGUAGAUAACAGCGAGGAAUCUCCUCAAUUCCCGCUCAACACUUUCUACGAUGCUGGGUGA
Molecule: messenger RNA, 1944 nt
Organism: Alternaria arbusti
Lineage: Eukaryota; Fungi; Ascomycota; Dothideomycetes; Pleosporales; Pleosporaceae
Exons: 2
Coding region: 1-1944 (647 amino acids)
Biological process (GO): DNA-templated transcription; positive regulation of transcription by RNA polymerase II
Molecular function (GO): DNA-binding transcription factor activity; zinc ion binding; DNA binding
Source: RefSeq, a predicted model, not a curated record